Molecule: messenger RNA, 520 nt
Organism: Sinocyclocheilus grahami
Lineage: Eukaryota; Metazoa; Chordata; Actinopteri; Cypriniformes; Cyprinidae
Product: disco-interacting protein 2 homolog C-like
Exons: 2
Cellular component (GO): cell surface
Source: RefSeq, a predicted model, not a curated record
CCUUACAUUGACUGACAGGUUGUUGUGUGAAACCCCACCAUCCUUUCACAGUGACCUUCCCCUGCUUUUUUAUCUCAUCCUCUCCAUCUUUCUCUCUUUUUCUUUGUCCUAUCUUCUCCUGACACUAUCUCUGUCUAAAGGCGUUCCAGUCAACAGUCGAGUGUCCUCUAAGAUUCAGCAGCUCCUAAACACUCUGAAAAGGCCAAAGAGACCCCCUUUACGAGAGUUCUUUGUUGAUGAUUUUGAGGAACUUUUGGACGUCCAGCAUCCAGAUCCAAACCAGCCGAAGCCUGAGGGGGGUGAGAUGAGACCCCUGAAUGGGGAGCCGCUGGGGGUGGUCACUAACUGGCCUCCGUCAUUACUGGCCUCUUUACAGCGCUGGGGCACCACACAACCUAAAAGCCCCUGCCUCACCGCACUGGACAACGCCGGCAAACCCAUCUACACACUAACAUAUGGUACAGUGGAACCUCCCAUUGAAUUAAAUGCAACAAUUUACAUGUAUACUCCUGUUUCCUGA